AUGCUGCGUUCCCUCUUCAGCUCGCCGUACUUUGCACAAGUUCUCUCCUUUGCCCGCGUCGUCCCCUCUGGUUCGGCGAUGUUGCGCAGCACGUGUUGCCAGUCUUUUAUGCAGAGACGUCGGCUAACAACCCAAGCGCUUUCUAGCAACAUACUCAGGCAGGAAAGACUGGAGGCUCUCCUUGAAAGACCUCAACUGUCUGAGAAUUUGAAACAGUUAUUGGCGCUUUUUGGAGAUGAACCGACGAUGCCGGCCGGCGAAGGCGUUUCGCUCCUGGACCUGCGGAUAGUCCGUCCAUUGAGUGAGACUGCUAGGCUCUCACCCACAGCUAUAUGCAAUUUACUGGAGGUGGUUUUGGCGCCAUCUCUGCAGUCCUUCUACGGACGGUCGUCCGUCUCACCGCAGACCCGGCUUGAGUUACUUUCGCCUGACUUCGUCCUCCGCCAUUUAAUCCAUCCUCUCUCGAGAUUCGGGGUGGGAGAUCCCGUGCGCGCUAUCAGUCGCUGUCCUGGUCUUUUCGCCGCCGCGAUUAUGCGCGAGGAGGGGGAGGAUUCGCGUCUCGUUGCAGCACUUAAAACGCUCAGCACCCUGCUUUCUCGCAAGGACCUUGCCACUCUAGUCAAGAAAUUCCCCGGUACUUUAAUUUCAUAAUGUAAUGCUACUUUCAUUUACAUAGUAGGCUAUACACUAUGUGACCUAACUCAUGCGACUUGAGGACGAAGAAUGAAAUGAUGAUUCUUAGGCUCCUAAAAUGUUGCGCACUUUACUCAUUCGCCUAGCCCCUUCCGGAAAAUAUCCCUUUUUUCACGCAGACUGUAUGACUAAGUAAUGUUAUCAGAGAAAAUAUCUCCAAAUCUGAGCGGUAAUCUACGUUACGGUAUAUUCGGGCAAUUUCUCAUGUUAAUAGUUGUCCUAGACUUAUUUUGCUCAUCCGAGCUUGUUCUGUUUCUAGAAGAGAGUAAGCUUACUUCGACAGUUAUACCAAAUAGAACUUGCCACACUUGAAAGCUCGCGAAAGAAUAGGUUAUUUUAGAAAACCAGCGUGUUAUGAAUUUCUAGAGGGCGGAUUUAGUGCCCGAACGUGCAGUAGUAAUGCCUACAGGCACUUUUUUGUUUAAAUGUGCCGAUAUUGUGAACAUUCUGCAAUUUACUGUCAAACUUAACAUCACCGAAUGGUUAUUUUACAUUUUGGAAAUAUGGAGUGACACUUCUUACGCGGUCUAGUUUCUGCUUAACCGUAGUGCAGGAACGGAACAGGAAUACAUUAACGGUUUAAGCAGUGUGUCAGUAUUUAUAUGGCCUCUCUUCUGGGCAUUCAUAAUCGUAGGACGGAUCCAAAAAGUAAACAAAGAUGCCGAAAAUAGCUGCAAUAUAAAGAGAAAACAAGUUCUUCCGUAUGCUGCGAAAAGGUAUCAGUAUUUCUCAAGAACCUAAAAAACGGCCAAAAGUGGGUUUACCGUUAACAGAAUACAGGACUAAAUCAUUUUUUUAAUAGACAACUUUCUACAGAAAUUCCUUCAGUUGACGAGAAGCAUAUUCGUCGUUAGCGUUUGUUGUGGACGUUCAUUUUCUCGACAAUGACGUUUUGGGUACUUCUUCAAGUAUGACCCGACCAACAUACACAAAGAGGAUUCUUAAUCACUCACUAAUUCGGUAAAUGCUUCCAAGAAGAAUCUUUUUGAGGAUUUUGAUAAAUACGUAGCACAUGAAGUACCCUGAAAAUCGAAAAGUAUUCACUUACAUUUCAAUGAUACCUAAACUCAGAAGACUCCACCGUCAUCAAAAACCUUAAGUAUUCUGAGGUAAGUAGAGUUCUCCUAACGUAAACAAAAUGGUAUGCAGCGAGAGAUUGCAGUUGAAAAGCCGUCGCGAUAAAUUCUGGUGUGUAUUGCUGUAUCAAAUUCAUGCCAUGGAAAUAUUGCUUCAAAUUAAAUUUAGUAGUAGUUGAAAACCCUAGCUCCUGCGAAGUUGUAGUCAGCGAAAUCAAGUGAAAUCCUCCUUGCCUUAGUCAACCGCAUAUCGAGCAAUGCGGGAACGGAAAGUCACAUCGAUUUUGCGCUGCAAGACUUUGAGAUACAUGACCCCAAACCACGUACUGGACCUUUUGCCAGACUCCAUGUAACACCAAUUCCCGGAGGUCCUUUAGUGAGAAUGUGUGCAAAAGCAAUUUUCUAAACAUUGAUGUGCUUAUACCGUGUUACUUAAUCGUCUGCUUGGACAAUCAUCAUGCAAUUUUAAAAUUCGGAUCUACUCAUAGGACGCGCAUUUUUGCGUCUUCGACAUCUGCGCUUUUCUUAAGAAAGUUGUUUCUUCUCAUUAAUGAAGUAGUACUUGAAACACUUAUUUUGUUUCCGUUUAACUGGAGGUUUUCCAUUAUUGGUGCCUCGGUGGAUGCCUCUUGGGCUGGUUCCAGAUUGGUUAGUGAUUUUUCGUCAGCUUAAACAUGUUUCAUGCAUUAGGUUACCAACUGCAUAAACCAUCAUCUUGUAGAAGCGUUGACCAGAUCUCCUGAUGAACUCUUGGAAAUAUACACCUACCUGACGGAGAAGAUGGGCCUUGCGUCAUCCAGCGAGGUACACAGCGCAGCCCGUCAUCCCCACGAAAUGCGCCAUUCAACGAAGUUACUCAUCUCCGCAUGUUCCGCGUGGCGUUUGCCACUCAACAAAACCGUCGCGCGUCACACCCUUCUGCUUUUGGCCAAUCAAUGGCCACCAAAGUUUUCGGACUCCAAAAACAGUACGUUAUCAAUUCAGACCGACUUUUUUUAGCAUUGAUGACGUUUGGGCGUUUUUUAGGACCGCUUGAUUGUGAAUCUGCAGAUGAUCUUAUCAUGACACUUACAGUUUUGUGACCUGAUCGGCCAUAUCUCCGCACGGCUUGCGACUCUCCUGCUGCUGUUGCACAGUGGAAGUAUGGAGGAAGAGAGAACGCGCGAUAGUGAGGCUAGUCCCACGUGACAGUUCAUAAAUAAUAUAAAAAGCUGGGCGCCAUGAACUGUCGCAACUGUUUAAAGGAUUAGCUUGCGGUUUUUCCAACUUCUCGGCUGUCUCAGUUCUUGUGACCGACGGCCAGGCCACAGCGACUCAUUAGAGUGACCAUAUAGCAAAUCUUACCAAUUUGCUCUCUAUAUGCUUGCCUUGUAUUCCAGGUCGUUCUUACCGGCCUGUUCAGUUACUUCCACAGUCUUUUAAAAUCUCCCUAGUAGAUUGCCGCGCCAAAGAUGCUUUCCCUUCAAAUAGAAUAGACCUGCUUACCUGGCUUUUCUUUCUCCUGAAGGUCAACGAGCCCCUCAGGUUUACCACCUCUCACUGUUCGACCUCAUUCCCGUUUCCCACAUACGGGCCUUUUACACGUGAUCGAGUGCUGUUCCAUGAGUUGAAGAGUUUUCGCUGUGGUCAAAACGGGUUCAGGAACCAACUCUUAGCUACAGUGCGUGACCGAUCUCAUGCAAUGUUGUCCAAAUUCUGGAAUGCGUUUCCGAUUAGGAAGGAUUACUUAAGUGAAUUUGUUAUACUGAUUAUCAUGCAUCAUAACUCUAUAACAUUUCGGACUCGCCAGGAUGUCGGCUUUUGAAUGCACCCUUUUUCAAACCCCUGUAGAAACCGUACUCAUUAGAAAAUGACUACUUAUGUAGCAUGCAUUUUCCCCACUGAUUUUCGGUGGUCUUAUAAAUUCAAAUAUAUUUUAUAGAGAACACGCUCAAAAUAUGCUUUCUUUGCUCAUUUGGUAGGAAAUCACAUUGUCUUCCUAUUGUAUGCCCAAAGAAAGUGUGUACUUAGGUUUUAAAAAAGUUUCCCGAUUCCCGAAUAAUUUUCAGCCUGAUCUGCCAUCGCAUCAGUGUUUAGCAAUUUCAGUCUACAAGGCGCAUGCUUUCUGCGUAAGGAAAAUCAUAUAUUCCCGUAUGCCUUCAAGAAGAUGUCACAUAGAGUUCAGUAAAUUUUGCAAUGGACCCGAACUGUAUUGUACAGUUCAUGAGGAGCAUUAGUAAACGGACGUGUGCGGUCUUGCAUGCACGGACAUCGGACGGUCUUAAAAAUAUCAUAAUUAGAAACUUUUUUCAAACCAAAAUAUACACCAUUUCGGGCACAAAAUAUGAAAACAAUGUUAUUUCCUACCAAAUGAACAAAGAACGCAUAUUUUGUGCGUGUUCUCUAUAAAAUAUAUUUAAAUUUAUGAGACCAUCGAAAAUCAAUACGAAAAAUGCAUGCUAAUUAUAUAGUCAUUUUUUUACCGAGUGUGCUUUCUGCAGGAGGUCAAAAAGAUGUGCAUUCAAAAGCCGACAUCCUGGCGAGUCUGAAAUGUUAUAGGGUUAUGAUGCAUGACAAUCAGUAUAACAACCCCACUUAAGUAAUCCUUCCUAAUUGGGAACGCAUUCCAGAAUUUGGCAAAUAUUUCAUGAGAUCGGUCACGCACUGUACAUCACCGUGACCAUGAACGUUACAGUAAGUGAAGAUUUCACUCUCACGCAAGUGCGAUCCGAGCCGCCCAUCUCUUUUUGCGCGGGACGGGUCGUGUGUGGCACGCGUAGACGGGCCAUUUGGCUGCGUCCAAUCCCCGUAUCGGAUGACUAACCAACUGGAACAGUGAACUGAUGUGAGGGAACAUAAAGUGAGGUCGACUCUGGGUACCUCGUCUCCACGACGCACUGCGUAUUUCUCACUAUAAACAAUUUGGCGCGCCUUUAAACUAUCACGGUGGGCCAAAAGCUGCGGCUUAGAAGGCUACCGAGUGACGGGUUAACUCGGUUUUCCUCCCAGGACGAGGAGUCAGGCUGCUAUUCGUCGUUUAUAAUCUGGUCGAGAUACGAACAGCUCCGUAUGUUUUUUGAUGAAAUCCUGGCCCAUCGUGCGCGGGCCGAGGGUUUUUAGCGCGUUUAGAUAGACUGUUUGACCUUGUCCGUCACUGUGUCUGGUUCCGCCGCUAUCUUGACAACAGGCUCAGGUGCUUGAAGCAGGAGGAAGUGCAUUAGAUGCAUCGCAAGUCCACUAUUACCUCAAAUUAAUUAACACGCAAGUAACUGUCCUCGCACCCGCCAUGAUGCUGGGCACACGGAGUGAGCAUCAGCGUUCACGAUGAUCGAACUGCCUUUUCAGAUGACGUAUCGCAAGAAAAGUUGACUGAAAUUUCGAAAUAACGUUUUGGCUGGGAAGCACUACUUUGGUGGGCGUGUAACUUUGAUUAUAAUCCAGUAUAACCUCGUGAUAUUCCAGCCAAGUUAGGAUGCUGACUUUUGGAUGUGCGUGCAAAAUUCCAUUGACUGAUACAAGCGAAGAUGCGAGCUCCAGGAACUAGUCGAUCAGAAGAAGAAGAAGAAGCGAUCGCUGGAACAGGGGUUUUAUUCGUCUGACGUUUCGGAUUCUCACUUGAACCCAUCAUCAGAGACAGUGGCAGAAAAGGGUGACUCGUGCACAGGAUGUUGCAGUAUUUAUAGGAUGUAGUCGCUAUGCUACCGCGUACCUAUAGCAAUUAACCGCGCUCCCCUUCAUCAAGAACUGUUGCCCGCUGGUGCGCCAAAGGCUCCCUUUAUCCCGUGUUCUAACUCCGACUCUUACCCUCCCCACCCCCUUUGAAUUUAGGGCAAGGCCACCUAUAGUUCGAGAGAUGUCCAUAUUCCUCUACCGAACCAAUACUUCUUGCGCUAACUUUGAAGUAAAUUUUGUCUUCGACUUUUCUGCCCAAAAAACGAUGACUUUUGUUUCAAAAAGUUUGUGUGUGCGAAUUUUUUAAAACUACGAAAUGUCUCUUCAAAUAGCGUGGUAUCCGUCCGUUUGAUGACGGACCUUGUGAAAUACACAACGUGGUCUAUAUAUGUUGCAAAAUUUUAUGAGCGCUGUAUGACACCGUUUUAAUGGCAUAGAAGGAAUGUGUGAUUUUCCAUAGGUUGGAAGUGGACAACUUGUGGUUUGGAGCUCACAAAUACAAAUGCAAUUGCAGGUUGAAUCCGAAAUUAUUCCGAAAUGUAAAAACGACUUUUCUUAAACUGUCGGGCACCCUUGCCUUGAGUAUAAAAUUUGGAGAAGAUAUAACCUACUAAGAAACUGGCUUCAAGAAGACAUGAUAUUGGCAACGGUAUGGAGAAGGACCCCAAUUUACUGUCGGUAGACAGUAGAUCGUGUCUGGUGAUGAGGGGAGUUUUACGGGUGGGGCAGCACACUAGACAGUAUGCUGACGAAAUGCAGGAAAACACAGAAAUUGUUUGGAUUUCUCCCGAAAGACUCAUCGUACGAUUUCUUACGCCAACGGAAAUGAGCACGGUAAUUAAAAAUAAACAAAAAGUAAAUUUCAAAAAAUAAAGGAGCUUGAAUGAUGGUUUGGAGUCAUGGCAGGUGCUUGUUAUUGGCAGUGUAAUGUCUUCAAAGGCCUGCGAAUGGAUGCCAAGAUAAAAGUCCGUAUGACGUGAUCCACAGUCUGCCGUCGUCAAAUGGGGUCCUUCUCCAUACCGUUGCCGGUAUAUUUUGUGCAUACUUUCUAUGAAACAUGUUUGGAUCUAUAGCGGCAUCAACGAUGAAUGGGACAAAAUCAUGCUAUUUAAGUAUUCCUUCUCAGCUAGUGUUUUUUGCAGGCGGCCUAAAAGACGCAUAUUCAAAGCGAUCACCCUGGCCCGACUGAAAUAUUUUGGGAUCAUGCUGUAUGGUAAUCAAAAUUGCAGGCCCAUCUUAGUAAAUCUUUUAUGGCAAAACUGCAGGGCCAUUCAGUCAGCGACAAAUAAUCCUGAUUAUUGGAUUGUGACGAAAACCCUCAAGAUCGUUGUCCCACGAAAUAUGGUUCCAUGUUGAACUUCGAGGAGUAUACUGUCAUCCCGAUGAAUCGCCGUAAGUUUUGCAGCUUUUCAUUCCUGCGCACGGCGCUGAGUAGUCGAUUUCAGCUAGGAUUUGUACCUUUAAUACCAUUAUUGUCGGAAUUAGUGCAGCCUUGAAGGUAAUCGCUGAACACCAUUGUGUAUGCAACCCAGGUGGUGGUGUCCCGCCUGCAUAAUGACGACGCACCUUACGGUUGUAGGCUCUCACCCCGUCUCUGAUGACACAGACGGAACUCGUGUAGAACGCUAAUCUGUUAUUUGAACAUGACUCCUCUCUCUCUCUUUCUCUCUUUACCGUCCUUCCUACUCCGUGUUUUCUCUUUGCAAUUUGGAUGCAAGUUUCACGCGACAAUAUAGUAAGCCAACUGCUUGCAUGUCCUCCGGCGCGGUUCUCUCAUUGGCUCCAGAGUUGCGGAUUAGAGGAGGCGGAACUGGCCGCAGAGUCGCACUGCGUCCAAACCUACUUUUCUGCAGAAGACGUUCGAAUUUUUGAGGCCAUCUGUUCUAACCUCACGUCCAUGAAGUCAGUCAACACGACUGUUCUCUCUGGGGACCUCGCAGACAGCGAUUUCGAGAACACCGACGACGAGGAGGAGUAUGAUGGCGACACUCCCACUGGCUGA
Spirometra erinaceieuropaei is the source of this 7422-nucleotide messenger RNA. Lineage: Eukaryota; Metazoa; Platyhelminthes; Cestoda; Diphyllobothriidea; Diphyllobothriidae. The record is from the annotation of a GenBank genome assembly.